Molecule: messenger RNA, 1364 nt
Organism: Symphalangus syndactylus (siamang)
Lineage: Eukaryota; Metazoa; Chordata; Mammalia; Primates; Hylobatidae
Source: RefSeq, a predicted model, not a curated record
AUGACAAUUUUUCAGUUGCAAAUAAAACCUGAGGAUCCCGAUCCAAGAACAAUCAGAGGACCCUGGCUUCCAGCCCUGCCUGAAGAUUUCUCAGCAAAGGCGAGGAGCAUUUCCGAGGAGGGGGCGGGGAAAGGGGGGAAGAAAGUGUAUCUCGGGCCGACAGCCCUCCGCGGGGGAGGGAGGGGGCGCACCCCUGACCCACUUUUCCCCACGCCCCCUCUCCAACCCCCGCCCCACCCGGUGGAAGUCCGAGCCCUGAGGGGGGCAUCGAGCGGGGCGUGGGAGGCCGCACGCUCCCCACCCCCAGCCGCGACCCGGAGGAGGGGAACGUGCCGGGAGGCUCGAGUCCCCCUCCCAGAGUGCUCCGGGCCGGAGAAACCUCCCGCAGGAGAAGAAGCUGUAAACAGCCCCGGCGUCCGGGCCUCGCCUCGAAGAGCCCCGCUUCCCAGGCCCCGCCGCGGGCCGCCCCGGCCCCCAGCCUGCCCCGAGGCCGCCGCGCCCGGGGUCCAGGACACCGGAGGGGAGUCGCGUCCCCUCACCGGAGAGCUCCGGGAGCUCGCGGAGCGGCCCCAGGAGCAGAGAAGGGGAAAGUCAGGACUUACCUGUCAUUACUUUCUACGCCAUCUUGGAUCCACUUGUCAACGUCCCCACAAAGCAUUAUGGACUCCCCGCGUCUGCAUUGAAUCAACCCGAGGCUUCCUUGCUGCCCGCGGCGCGGAGCUGCUCGCGGAUUUAUUUGUGCGCGUGGAUGUGAGCGUUUCUGCUCCUGCGGCCGCGCUUCCAGGAAGCCAGCGAGCGGCCAGGGUCGCCUUCAGGGCCGCGCGGACCAGCUCCGCACCCGCCGCCCAGAGAGGUGCCUCUGCCCUGGGAAACCGCCCCGGGGCCGUUGGGCUCCGGGAACUGGGAGGACGCCGUGUCCCCGAGUCCACCAGCGUCGAAGCACGAUUAAAAAAAAAAAGGGCCAAAUGCAACUUUUUACCCCUUGUUUACUCUGCCUCCCGCGGUCUCCUCCUCCCGGCGGGUAACGUGAUCAGCGACCCUCUAGGUGGGGACCCCUCCCCUAGGAAUGUGGCUCAGGGCUCCGCGGAGCCAGCCUGGGAGCGUCCCGGCUGCGGACUGUGACUCCGGGGCAGGGUGUUGAAUGGAGAACCAGGCAGAUCCACCACCUACAGUAAAGAUGACCCUAAAGUAAACUGGUUGAAGAAAUUAGAUCCCAAAGAUUCUUGGUGAAUUUUCAAGUCUUCAUCAGUAUAUCUACAUUAAAAGGAGAUGACAGAAGCCAAAAUAAAAGAAUUAUGGGCUGACGGGACAACUGGAUUAAAAUAAGCAUCAGUUUCAUUAAAAAGGGCUAACUUGAAGAUGAA